Molecule: messenger RNA, 11551 nt
Organism: Biomphalaria glabrata
Lineage: Eukaryota; Metazoa; Mollusca; Gastropoda; Planorbidae
Product: cyclic nucleotide-gated olfactory channel-like
Exons: 6
Coding region: 274-2268 (664 amino acids)
Biological process (GO): potassium ion transport; monoatomic cation transmembrane transport
Cellular component (GO): plasma membrane; intracellular cyclic nucleotide activated cation channel complex
Molecular function (GO): intracellularly cGMP-activated cation channel activity; protein-containing complex binding; cGMP binding
Source: RefSeq, a predicted model, not a curated record
CCGUUCAUUGAUGUUCUAGGUCAAAUGUACUGCACUUGUUUCUGCUGUGUCUUGUUUGUAUUUACUCUGGAUAUACUGGUUUCAUAGGAACAAGUGUGAUUUCUACGUGUGAUCUUUAAAGUGUGAUUCAGAAGUGUAAUCUAUAAGUGUUAUAUACUAGUGUGAUUUAUACUGGGAAUUUGUUUUUUACACGACGUCCUCUUUAUAAGGCUCUUUACGGAAUACUUACACUAGUUUGGAUUUCGACCAUGACCUGACCUUGGCCAGGGCUCCAUGGCGUCCUCCAGUUUGUCCAGGGAUAAGCUCACGGAUAAACGUUCAGUGGAGGACGAGCUGGAAAAUGGCGGGCUGUCGCCCCAGCCGUCGCUCCGGACAAACCACAACGAGAACGACGUCUGCUCAGAGAUUGUCCGGAUAGAGCAGCGAGACGCCCGGGACGGGGACGAUGAUGGUACGGCCCUGGGCAGAAUCGUCCGGACCUUGCAGGUUAGAUAUCAGAUCAUCAAAACAUGGGCCUCGGGAGGCAGACAGCGGCCUCAGAGGCGGCCCGACUCUUUCCUGGAAAGGUUCGCCAUGGGCGGCAAAGACAUUCCUUUACACAGCGGCGAGAGGCGACAAAGGAAGAUCUCGGACCUUAGGUACUGGACACACUUUUACGUUGACCCCUCGGACUCCUUCUACUACCGGUGGCUGGGAGUUAUAUCCCUUGCCGUCCUAUACAACAUCGUCUUCAUCAUCGCCAGGUCUGUGUUUUGGGAGCUUCAGAACCAGUUCUUUAUCCUCUGGCUCUCUCUGGACUAUAUCAGCGACUUUGUUUAUGCACUGGACAUAUUUAUACAGUUUAGAACAGGUUACUUGGAACAGGGGCUGAUGGUGGUGGACCCCGGCAAGCUAAGAAAGAACUACAUGAAAACAAAAACAUUCUACAUCGACAUCGCCAGCAUACUGCCCACAGACCUCUUUUAUCUCAUGCAUGGCGGCCUGGACAUCCCCUACGUCCGGUUCAACCGCCUACUCCGCGCCAAGAGACUUUUCGAGUUCUUCGACCGUACUGAGACCCGAACCAGCUUCACCAACAUGUUUCGCAUUCUUCACCUUGUCUUGUACAUCCUCAUCAUCAUCCAUUGGAACGCGUGCAUCUAUUUCGCUAUUAGUGCAGCUAUCGGAUUCGGCUCGGACACCUGGGUGUACGCCAACAUCACCAACGCCAGCUCCGAGCUUUCCCGGAUGUACAUUUACAGCUUCUACUGGUCGACCUUGACCCUGACCACCAUUGGGGAGACGCCCGCGCCGGUCAGGGACGUGGAGUAUCUCUUCGUGAUCGUGGACUUCCUGAUCGGCGUCCUGAUCUUCGCUACCAUCGUGGGCAACGUUGGCAGCAUGAUCACCAACAUGAACGCAGCCAGGUCCGAGUUCCAGCAGAGGAUGGACGGGGUCAAGCAGUACAUGGAGUUCAGGAAGGUCAGCAAGGAGCUGGAGGAGAGGGUCAUCAAGUGGUUCGACUACCUCUGGACCAACAAGCAGUCGCUGAACGAGGAAGAGGUCCUCUCCGCGCUGCCGGACAAACUCAAAGCAGAGAUGGCCAUCCAUGUGCACCUGGACACCCUGAAGAGAGUGACUAUCUUCCAGGACUGUGAGCCAGGAUUACUCGUUGAGCUGGUUUUAAAACUUCGCUUGCAGGUGUUCAGCCCUGGGGAUUACAUCUGUCGCAAAGGUGAUAUAGGUCGGGAGAUGUAUAUAGUCAAACGUGGCAAGCUAAGCGUAGUAGGGGAUGACGGCUCCACGGUAUACGCCACACUCAGUGAAGGAAGUGUAUUUGGUGAGGUCAGCAUAUUAAAUAUCGCCGGAAACAAGACAGGCAACCGAAGAACCGCCAACGUUCGAAGUCUAGGUUACUCUGACCUCUUCUGUCUUUCCAAGGACGCUCUCUGGGACGCGCUCACCGAAUAUCCGGAAGCCAAGAGAAAACUGAUAGAGGCCGGCCGGAUGAUCCUCAUGAAGGACAACCUCCUGGACGAAGAGGCAAUGAGGCGGGCGGAGGAGAGACAGGAGACGGUGGAGCAAAGAGUGGACAGGAUAGACCUCUCUCUAGACAACCUGCAGACACGCUUCGCCCGCCUUCUAGCCGAGUUUAACACGACGCAACAGAAGUUGAAACAGAGGAUGACGAAAGUGGAGAAAGUCCUGGCCAGGGAGGACGAUCUCGUCUCCACAUUUUCCAAUACUGCCAACAUAGCAGAAGUGACUGCAGACUCUUCGACAACCUAAACAUCUCUGAGCUCAAAGUCCAACUUCACUGUUUUAAAAUAAUUGCAAGUUCUGAUGGAUAUGUUCUAAAAGAUGGAUAUGUUCUGAAAUAGAUGGAUACGUUUUGAAAAGAAUGGAUAAGAUCUUUAAAAGAUGGAUACGUUGUGAAAAGAAUGGAUAAGAUCUUUAAAAGAUGGAUAUGUUUUGAAAACACUGUAAAUAUUCUGAGAAAAAUGGAUAUGUUCUAGGGAAAAUGGAUAUGUUCUAGGGAAAAUGGAUAUGUUCUAGGGAAAAUGGAUAUGUUCUAGGGAAAAUGGAUAUGUUCUAGGGAAAAAGGGAAAAUGGAUAUGUUCUAGGGAAAAUGGAUAUGUUCUUGGGAAAAUGGAUAUAAUUCUAAAAGAAAAGAUGGAUGUAUUACCUAUUUCCACAGGACAAUUCGCCAAUGCAAGUGCCACUCACACAUAUAUUUCAAAAAUUUAAAUAUCCCUGUUACUUUUUUUUAAAUAUAUCACUGUAGAUGGUUUCUGGUAAUCAGAGCUUGAAUAGAAACCAGCUUCAUUUUUAGGAAAUCUGUGAUUAUUGAGUGUUCCAUCCCUUAUGACGGGUCUGACUUUUUCUAUGAUUCCUCUAAGUUCUUCCCGUGUAUCAAAGAACAAAACUUGUAUCAAAUUCAAAGCAAUAAAUAAUUUAAUUCUUUGUUUUUCAAUAGUGGAUAUAAUUUGUUGAAGUGUUGAGGCUAAUUACCGAAACUCACCAUUUUGUUUUUUAAAUAGUGGAUAUAAUUUGUUGAAGUGUUGAGGCUAAUUACCGAAACUCACCAUUUUUGUUUUGAACGGGCUCUCAGACAUGUAGGCCUACUGUAUUCCAGACUUUGUGAUGUCAGUGUAUCUCAUGUUUCUUCACUUCAUACUGCGUCUAGAGUUCCAAGUGAACGCCACCCUGUGCAAGGCUGUUGAUCUGUUAUAACUCUUCUUCACAAUAGGUCAUUGAAGUGUAUGGAAUGCUUUGUCACUGUACUAAUGUUCAAUAUGUGCCUAUUCAAUAAAUAUACUAAAAGCGAAAAACAAGACAUAUGUAUCAUAUCUUGCUUCAUGAUGUUGGUUUCAAUUUCGUUUAAUAAUGUUUAGCCAAAAGUAACAAUUGCACAAAUAUUGUAUCAUACUUUUUUUUUCAAGAAAUGUUUCUGUUUUUUUUUCCUGGGCACUUUAGUUGUUUGUUUUUUUUAUUAAAGAUUUAAAAAAAAAUAAACUAGAUAUUUUGUGAAAACUAGAUAUUCCAGAUGUGCAAUAAUAAUAACUUUUAACCAGCCAAAACUUGCAAUUCUGACAGAUCUUGAAGAACUAUCACACGAAAAGCAAGUAUCUAAAUACUUUAGGCAUAUAUAUAUAUAUAUAUAUAUAUAUGAAGUCAUACUAUAGAGAUUUACGGAGAAAUGACUAAUUAUAUGUAAGAACUCUUUUAUUUCAGUUGAAAGAUAUUGCAUUUUGUUUUCUUUGUUAUUGUGUUUCUAGUUUUUAAUAUGCUUUCCUUUCAACUGCUAUGAUGGUGCUAUGCAUUAAUUGUUUCUAUUUUUUUUUAAUUUUAGUUUAUUUUGAUUUCAGUGACAGAACUGUUACAUAAUUAAAUAAUUAAUCCUUUUUUAUCACAAUACAAUUUAAAUAUUUCAAAUUAUUAUUUUUUUAAAUUUUAGUUUUUGUUUACAAGUUUUCAGCAAAGUUGUUUUUAUACUAGAAUAAAGUCUGAAAACUAAUAAGUAUUUUUGUUUAACACUGAUCUAGUAAGAAUCCAGAAAUUCUCUUCAUUUCACUGCAACAAUCUGACGAGUUUUUCCAAAGUGCUAUGAUUAUUUGAACAUGCUUUAUCGAGAAUAAGAAAUUACUACUCACAAAAAUUAAGUAGCCGACAUUUUUGUUUAGUCUUCUUAUUAAACUUUUAGAGAGAACUGUAAAAUACAUUUGAAAUGUGUUCAUAUUGGGCAAUAUGUGCUCAUAUGGCAAUGUGUAGACUGUGGGGAUAAUUGCCUCUAGAUUAUGUUACCGUUACAGUUUAUUUUAGCAUUCCCUAGAAGGCAUUGUCCAGAAGGCACUCUAAAAGGCAUUGUCUAGAAGGCAUUGUCCAGAAGGCACUCUAAAAGGCAUUGUCUAGAAGGCGUUGUCUAGAAGGCAUUUUCUAGAAGGCAUUGUCUAGAAGGCAUUGUCCAGAAGGUAUUUUCCAGAAGGUAUUUUCCAGAAGGCAUUGUCUAGAAGGCAUUGUCCAGAAGGCAUUUUCCAGAAGGCAUUGUCUAGAAGACGCUAUCCAGAAGGCAUUUUCCAGAAGGCAUUGUCCAGAAGGCAUUUUCCAGAAGGCAUUGUCUAGAAGACGCUGUCCAGAAUGCAUUUUCCAGAAGGCAUUGUCCAGAAGGCAUUGUCUAGAAGACGCUGUCCAGAAGGCAUUGUCAAGAAAACAUGAUCCAGAUGGCAAUGUUGUCCAGAAGGCACUCUAAAAGGCAUUUCUAUAAGGCAUUUUCCAGAAGGCAUUUUCCAGAAGGCAUUGUCUAGAAGGCAUUGUCUAGAAGGCAUUGUCUAAAAGACGCUGUCCAGAAGGCAUUGUCCAGAAGGCAUUGUCUAGAAGACGCUGUCCAGAAGGCAUUGUCCAGAAGGCAUUGUCCAGAAGGCAUUAUCUAGAAGGCAUUGUCUAGAAGACGCUGUCCAGAAAGCAUUGUCAAGAAAACAUGAUCCAGAUGGCAAUGUCUAGUAAGCAUUGUCUUUAUGGAAACGUCCAAUAGGUAUGGUCUUGUGAGAAAUAUAUAUAUAUAAUAUUGUUUAGAAGACUUUGCCUAGAAUACAUCGUCAGGAAGAUAUCGUCUAGAAGUAAACGUCUAGAAUACAUUGUCCAGCAAGAAAUAUAUGGCUGUUAUUUAGCAGACAUUGAAAACAAGAUCGUCAAGAAUACAUUGUGUCAUAGCCAAUGCUGGAAGACAUUGCCCUUAAGGUCCGUUUAUAUUUGAAUGUAACAUUUACAUCUGACCAUUAAUCUGUAGCCAUAAUCAAAGUAUUCAAAUCCUAGGGAUACGAGUUUACUCUCGUUGAAUGAUACAAUAAAUAAUUUUAAAUGGCUGUUCUGAAAUGUUCUUGAUACCAAUGUUUGUCCUUUUUUAUUUACUUUUUAAGUUGCAUUUUAACUAUUACAAUCUUCUGCAUUUUUAUUUACGGGUUUUGGGGGAAAAUGGGAAUUCGGGAAUCCGUCCAAAGAUUUUAUGUUCCAUUUUCUGUUUUAGUUUUUUUCUUUUCUUUUGAUUCUUUCAUUCAUGAAAAAUCUCGUCACUCAUUACUGAUGUGUAUUAUAAUAUUAAGAUAUUCAUUAACAAAUAAUUUUUCUGGUUUUCUGUUUGCAAACUGUUAGCAGAUAGAAUUUGAUUGGUUGCAUAUGGAUGUGUUCCCAUGAUUCAUCAAGCAGACGGGAAUGAUGGGAACUGUAAUUUGAAAAUAUCAUCUCCUGUUUUCUCUUUCAUUAAUGUUCAAUUUACACAAGUGUCUAGAAACUGUUGUAUGCAGUGUUCACUUCGUGUUACAGAGUUAAGUUUCGUAUUUCUCAAUGAACAUGACUACUAGAUACGUUUCAAAAUAUGUUCUUAAAAUUCUUUAUUUUUGAUGUUUCUGAAAAAAAAACUUUUGUUAUGCAGUAUUUCUAAUGAAGAGAAUACAUGAAUUAUGAAUUUAUUUUGUUUCGACAGACUAACACAGAAAAAAGACCACUUUCACUUCAAAGAGAGACAGGAAAAGACAAUUAAUAUAGAAGCUAUUUUUUAUGUAUUUCGAUUAAUAGUGAAUCCUCUCCUCUUAGGACUCUCGGAUUUCAAAUAUUACUUUUUUCCCGCCACUUGAGAUUCAUACAAAAACAAGGAAAGCUUGAAAACUUUAAGUAUUUUUUAAAAGGAAAUCUGUGUUUAAGUUUCAGAUAUACAACUCCUAGUGAAUAUAUACGAUGCCUCAAUUUUCAAUUCUCGAGAAGUUGCCAAAAACAUUAAUAAUUAACGUUGCACUGUAGAAUGUAUAUAAGAAGCUUUGUUUUCAAAUAUAAAUCAAUAUAAACCCAGCAGACGGUUAAGAAGAAACCCAACAUUUUAAGUCCACUCUCCCUUUUUCUAGAUGGCGCCAAGUUUAUCGUUUCAUGACUCUAUGAUGUUGUUUUGUAAGUUAAUUGACCUAGACACUCUUAGCUGUUUUUUUUUCUGAAACUCUUUUCGUAGCAAGUUGACUGUGCUGAGAUUUAGCUCCCUUCUGAGCAGUGUCUCUUGGGUGCACCUUUUCCCCCAUUCAGUGAAAAGCCUGACCCCCCAAUCACGUGCUAGUACCCUAAAUUUCUCGAAACCAUGGUUCCUGUCAUUUUAAGUCUUGUAAAAGUAAAUCAGAAUCUCCAAAUGUAAAUUAUAUAAACCAUAAAUCAUCUUAUAGAAAUGAGAUGAACGCGAUUACUAUGGACGGAAAGGUGUCGCCCCCUCCUCUCCACGCAGCUGACGUGUCCAGUAGAACGACAACAAAGUUUGGGAUCAGCGUUGUCGCAGGCUGUGCCAAGGUGUAGCACUGAAUACUGCAAGCUACCAAAGAGUCACCGGCUCAUCAUUUUUUCCUUAGGGUUGACGUCCGAAGCCUCCCCAUGUUUGGGCGUAGCCACAAGGCAGCAAGAAUUUUGGACUAAUUGUUUUCUUUCUCCUAGGGUGGAGCCAAGUCUAACUAGUCCCCCCCCUCUCCCAGAGGUUAAAUAGUUUAGGCGCCGUAAACUAAUGAGCAUAAGUAAUCCUCUAGCUAUAAAUAGAUAUCAAAAGCAUGUGUUUCUAAUAGGGUCUGACAAUCAGUUCCUGGUCUCAGAGUAAGAUAUUGGGACCAGCAGAACUGUAAUCAUUGAUAAGGAUGGGGGGGGGGUGGGGAGAAUGCAAGUAACUGGCACCUAAACCACUAAGUCAGUGUUUCCCGAACUGUGUUCCGCGGAAUAUAGUGUUCCGCGAGGCCUGAAAAUGUGUUUGAGAACCACUGGGGUAAGAGAUAGUAAAAGACUGUAGCAUGUUCUUGUUUCUAGAAGCUGAAAAACAAACAUACAUAGUACAAUAGAAUUUUGAGUAGAGAUCUACUAAAAAAAAUACCAAUGUGUUCAAACGCUUGCAACAAAUGUAUAGAUUGUUGAUUCUAAUGAUGUAUUGGAUAAAACGGAGAAAUAUAUGUAAAUUUGAUGUUACUAUGAUGUGUGAAUCUCUAGAAGAUCAUUUUCAUAGUUUGACUCAAUAUCGUCUGCUUACUGACCUACUUUUAUUCCUAUGCAUAGACUGAGGUAUGAAUGUUUUAAACUGAAUGUAAAAAAAACUGUGUAUUUAGAUUACGUCUCAUGGCUGCAGGUACCUAGGCUUACAUCACUUAUUUACACAUAAAUUUGUUUAGUUAUUUACGCCAUCUAGACAUUUUUCUCAAUCUCUCUCUCUUGCGCCUUCUCCCUGUCUCUCCCUAUCCUUAUCUCUCUCUCUCUCUCGUUUUCUCAUUCUCUCCAUCGCUCUCUCUAUUAUUGAUAUAUAUUUUUUGUUGCCAUGGAAACACACCUUUUUUUUAUCGUGUGUGUCUGGCUAGUCUACUGAUUUCAUUACGAUAUUCGGAUGUAUCUCUAGAAAGCUUUUUUUUUUAAAUAUCAAUUUCGUUUUUCAUUUAUUCUUCACUUUAAGUUCUUCACAUUUGACUUACAAAAAAAUAACAACAACAACAUUUUUAUAAAUCACUCACUCUGUCUAGUACAAAUCUUGUACACAUCAUUUCUCCCACUUCCCAUUCUCGGAUCAAGUCGAAGCUCUGCACAAUGAUUCAUUGUCGAUGACAACACAGGAAUCAAUUAAAACAUUCACUAAAUAGUUAGAUAUUUAGUAAAAUAUUUUUUUGUUUUUUUUUAUAUAGAAAGAGUUAAAUCUUGCAUUAUUGAGAAAUAUGGUGAUGAUAGUGCGGUUCUUUCCCUAAUAUAAGCUUUUUUUUUAUUUUGCACGUUGUUGUUUUUUUUAAGAUUUACAGCAAUUCUUCACUAGUUUUUUUUCUGCAUCUCUUUUAGUGUAUACUAAUUUAAAUACCACUGUUACAACCAAACAGCAGAAAAGGAUGAACUUAAUAAACGAAAUAAUUCUAAAAUUAUUAAGCCAACAAACGCCGAAACUAUUAAAACAUGUCUUCCUAACAUUAAAUCGUUCAGAAGCAGACGUCACGCUUUCUGCUGGGUCUACAAAAAACACGACAAACAUGUUUACUGCUUGAUUUAUGCGCUAUUCUUACGAAAUAGGCGUAGGACGUAAUUUUUUUAAACGAACGUCUGAAAUUAAUAACAUAAUAAAAAUUUUUGUUUUUAAUUCAUCAAGAAAGAAUUAAUUUAUCCAGGGACGUAGCUAAGAAAUCUCCAUCGUUUAGAAGCCCAAAAAGGGGCGGGGGAUAAUAUUUUAUUUUUAAUGUAAAAAAACACACAUUUUAGGACCCCCUUCAAGUUGGGGCCAGGGGGAUUUUCAAAUUCUCCCCCUCUUCCCCCCACCCUAGCUACGACACUAAAUUUAUCAAUCAAAAAAGUUUUCUUAGAGUGUAGACAAGGACAAAUUCUUUGACAAGCUGAUUCUCUUUCUCUCCAUUGUGAUGAGUAGUGCCCACUAUAAAAAAAAAGGUCCCAAUUUUGAUGGGGAGGUCCUUAUGCAUGAAAAUCGCCUUCCCAAACGACUUCUUUAUAGUGAGCUUUGUGCAGGAAAGCGCUCUCGGAAAAAUGGGGGGGGGGGGGCGGUCAACAAAAGCGUCACAAAGACACCCUUAAGGAAACACUAGAUCUCGAUUGCUUCUCAUGGCGUGAAGCCGUCAGUGUCGGAGUCUCAAGGUACGAGUCAAGGACAGCGGCCAGCAUGAAAGAACUCAGAGGUAACAAAGGCUGAGAGAAGAAGCAGAUAUAUCAGCAGUAGACACGUCUGUGGUCGGAUUUUCAAAAGCGAGGAUUAGACUUAAUAGCCAUCUUUGAGUUCACAGGAAAUGAGAAAUGUGCUCAUCUUCAACCACGCAGCAUAAAUAAAUGUCCCUUUUCAGACCUUGCGAUCUAUAGGGCAGAUGAUGUAAAGGUCAUCUGUUUCUGUGGCCCACUGUUAACGAGGCGGUCAUGUGGCCAGCACAACUACCAACCGCCUUUAUUUUCAUCAACUAAUGUCAGGUACCCGCUAGAGCUGGGUGGACUCAGAGGCGCCCAAAAAUCACGAAAUUCAAAAUCCCAGUCUUCAAUGCGAUUUGAACCCGCGGGACAUCGGUUCAGAAGCCAAGCGCUUUACCGCUCAGCCACCGCGCCUCUCCUAAUCAAACUGAGAAAGAAAAUAUGGGCUACUCCCUUGGAGUUCUGUUAUUUUAAUUCAUAAUCCUGGCAAUCCCAGUCGUAAUGCCAUUAAAUGCAUUUGACAUUAUCCAUAAAUGGAAGUGGACUUUUCAAUAACAGAACAAUAACAAUCAUAAUAACGGCUUUAUGAGUCUAACAUUGAUUGGUCGGGACAGCAAAAUUAUCAACGGAAUUUGAUGACGUAAUCGCCGAGAUAAUGGAAAAAAAAAGUUUCCAUGCAAAACUUACACCUGUGGGAUUUGUCCUACUUUUGAUUUCAGCCGACAUUGGGUCCGACGGCGGUGACAGAAGUUGUCGAACUUGAGGACGCUUUGUUGAAACGGAUUUGUUCGAAGGGCGAGCAUAAGACAAAAGAUUCGCAAAUUAGAUGGAAAUUAUUGAAAGGAUAAUUGAGAAAAUAAAAUAGCAAGAAACCAAAUUUCAAGUCUUCCAAAUUUGGAUUAUUAAUUGGUUUCUCUCUCUCUCUCUCUCUCUCACCAUCCAUUCAUCUAUCUGUAUUUCUAUCUGUCUGUCUGUCUGUCUGUCUAUCUAUCUAUCUAUCUAUUUAAUCUAUCUAUCUAUAACCUAUCUAUCUAUCUAUCUAUCUAUCUAUCUAUCUAUCUAUCUAUCUAUCUAUCUAUCUAUCUAAACUAUCUAUCUUACCGAUCUACCUAUCCAUUUAUCUAUUUAUCUAUCUAUCUAUCUAUCUAUGUAUCUAUCUAUCUAUCUAUCUAUCUAUCUAUCUAUGUAUCUAUCUAUCUAUCUAUCUAUCUAAACUAUCUAUCUUACCGAUCUACCUAUCCGUUUAUCUAUUUAUCUAUCUAUCUAUCUAUCUAUCUAUGUAUGUAUCUAUCUAUCUAUCUAUCUAUCUAUCUAUCUAUCUAUCUAAUCUAUCUAUCUAAUCUAUCUAUCUAAUCUAUCUAUCUAUCUAUCUAUCUAUCUAUCUAUCUAUCUAUCUAUCUAUCUAAUCUAUCUAUCUAUCUAUCUAUCUAUCCUUUUCAUAAGUCUCUCUUUCUCACCCUCUCCUCCCCAUCUUUAUAUGGCUCUUUCGUUCUCGACACUCUGUCUCCUUUUCGUUUCUCUCUCUCUCUCUCUCUCUCCCUCUCUCCCUCUCUCCCCCCCCCCCCUCUCUCUCCCUCUCUCUCUCUCUCUCUCUCUCUCUCUCUCUCUCUCCCUCUCUCUCUUUCCCUCUCUCUCCCUCUCCUCUCCCUCUCUCUCUUUCCCUCUCUUUCCCUCUCUCUCCCUCUCUCUCCCUCUCUCUCUUUCCCUCUCUCUCCCUCUCUCUCCCUCUCUCUCCCUCUCUCUCUCCCCCCUCUCUCUCCCUCUCUCUUUCUCCCUCUCUCUCUCUCUCUCUCUCUCUCUCUCUCUCUGUACAACUUUCUCUUUCCAUCUACUAGCUUUCUUUUGAACAUUUUCCAAAAGCUAUCCCUAAUUCAUUAUCUCUCUCUUUUCACUCUCUCUCUCUCUCUCUCUUUCCCCUUCCUCAUUCUCUUUCUUUCUCUUUACAUGACAGCGUGACAGCACCUUGUGUAUACAGAAUUUAACAUUUAUUUUUGUUGUUUUUUUAGUCCUAAUAUCACAAUGUCUUUCUCAUGCCACUAAAUAGGUGGGAAUAUCAAGGUAGGGGUUUCAAUUCAUAAAAUGUCCACUUCCAAAUUAACUAAAUUGUAGUAUGCUCUUGUUGUUUUUGUUUUAUUGUAUGUAAAAAUGAUCAUUUUUAGUACUAGUUGAUUGUGAUGAUAAUACGAUUUUGCCUCCAUGUGAAUGUCCCUAAUAGGACUCACAAAAAAGUCUUGUUAACUUACAGAUUUGCAAUGUGUUUUAGAAUAUUGAUCAUUGUUCUAGACAUGUAUCUUGUAAGAUGAGAUAUUUCGUUUCGUUUUAUUUCAAGAAUGAUUCAUGUCAUUGUUUUUGUUUUUUCGCAGUCAAUGGAAUUUGUGACAAUAAAGUUCAUACUGAAAGCUGC